Molecule: messenger RNA, 1131 nt
Organism: Ctenocephalides felis (cat flea)
Lineage: Eukaryota; Metazoa; Arthropoda; Insecta; Siphonaptera; Pulicidae
Product: dendritic arbor reduction protein 1-like
Exons: 6
Coding region: 1-1131 (376 amino acids)
Biological process (GO): regulation of transcription by RNA polymerase II
Molecular function (GO): RNA polymerase II cis-regulatory region sequence-specific DNA binding; DNA-binding transcription factor activity, RNA polymerase II-specific
Source: RefSeq, a predicted model, not a curated record
AUGCUGCUUACAACUAGUUUUCCUUCUGAUAGUACGAACGAUCUCGAUUCCUACAAGCACGACUUCGAGCGGCUGCACGGCUACGCGCCCGCCGGUUAUAGCGACUCGAACGGGAAUGAAGCGACGAACACGGCGGCCGGGAACUGUUCGGCCGGCGGAAACGAUGCGUUUAUGCGACCGCCUCUCUGGGAAGAUAUCGCUUCUAGCAUACAGAAUAUCGAUCCUGAAAAUGCUGACAUGCUCACUGUGGCCCACGUUAAGGUGGAAGAACUGGAUGAUCUCGACUCCGGACAGCUGCCUAGUCCUUUGCUGAGUCCUUUAGAAAUAAAAACUGAAAAGAAUUCGCAACUGCAUCAUCUCGACGUGUCUCACUUACUUCAGUCACAUAAUAAUAAUAAUAAUGAACAUCAUCAGACGCAAAAUCACUCUUUGCAUUCAUUGCAAACGACGCACGAUUUAAACGCAGCACAGGGCGGGUUACCCUAUCAUGGAAUGAAUACUCAUUCGCAACAUCAAACACAUCAACAGCAGCAGAUAUUCUGUAAUCCUUUGUUGCAAAAUUACUCGAAUAAACAAUAUGGAACACAUAGUCCGCCUUAUCCAGCAGGUCCUGUAUCUCGGCUCAUGUAUUCUUCGCCCCUCACACCGCCUAGUUCCGACCCUGGCAGCCCAGGAAAUACUUUACAACCCCCAAGAAGGACCCCACCGCCGCCUUAUCCCGUACCAGCGCACAUGCGCCUUCACAAUCCCCACGUGCAUCGGCAUUUGCAAACCUCAAGUCACCAUCAAGGAUCAUCACAUAAUCACCACCAAAUGACAACACAAGGUCAUCAACAUAAUGCAACAACAGGGCAAACUGUACCUGUCGGACAUCACACAUCACAAGGACCUUUGCAACAAAAUACGAGUCAUCAACAUAAUCAAUCCAUGGCUCAAGGUCACCAACAAACUAAUCCAGGACAUCAACAACGGAAUGGUGGACAAACUGUUCCUACGCCGAGAUACACUAGAAGGAAUAACCCAGAAUUGGAGAAACGGAGGGUUCAUCAUUGUGAUUUUUUAGGCUGCACAAAAGUUUAUACUAAAAGUUCGCACCUGAAAGCUCAUCAAAGGAUACAUACGGGUGAGUGA